Molecule: messenger RNA, 7035 nt
Organism: Sparassis crispa
Lineage: Eukaryota; Fungi; Basidiomycota; Agaricomycetes; Polyporales; Sparassidaceae
Exons: 27
Coding region: 1-7035 (2344 amino acids)
Source: RefSeq, a predicted model, not a curated record
AUGCCACUGACCGAUCAGAUAGCAGGAGUCUUGGAGCUCAUGUUCCGCCGAAAGCUCCAUCUGGCCACUCAUGCAGCCCAUUCUGCGCCAUCUAUAGAAGUGCCUCCGUCCAUGCCAUCCGCCCUCCUAUUGGAGUGCAAUGGCAUUGCAGAUGCUCUUGUGAAGGCCAUCCGUAAUCCUGUAAGGCUGCAGUGGGACAUUGAUAGAUAUUGCGACAGCCUUUCGAUUCAGCCCAUGGGGCAGAAUGAAGUCCUCGAGGCAGAACUGGAACGGAAGUGGCCUCCUCCAUUUGGUGAGAGCGAAAUACGCAUAGACCAGCCUGCCACCCUCGUGGACAUGCACGGACGCAUCUUGGCUUGGAUACUUCCAAGAGUGUUGAUACCAGACCGCCAGACGAAGAUGCUCCAAGCGACCAGGGCCCUACACCCAGCAAUGGCAGCCAGUAAGCCUUCCAGCACCACCGCCAGUUGGCGACACAACCCGUUGUACUUCUUGCCUCCUGAGGAGUGUGCCCAAUUCCCAGCGGGCUCCUUGUGUCUCUCGCCAGGUUGGUUCCAACAACCUUUGCAGCAUAUGGAGUCUGGGAGGCUGGAGACCUCCGCCAGCCUGAAGCUUGAGGGUGGAAGAAGUUGGCUGCGUGAUAUUCAUGACUCCUCCGCAUUGCUGGGUGCCAUCCUGGCCGUCAUUCACCCAACACUAUAUGCCGCAGGACGCCAGUGCUUAGGUUUGAUCCAGCAAGACCCAGAAUUGCGAGAGAUGGCGCUGAACUGGUCGUCGCCAUUCAAUGCACUCCAGGUGAUCGCCAACCGGGAAACUCCUUUCCACCGAGAUAGCAAGACAAGAUACACCUUCUACGACCUGUUGGCGACGUUGGGCAACUACACUUGCGCGUGGUUGAAGUUCCCCGCCAUGCAUGUCACCAUCGAUUAUAGUCCUGGAACUGUCAUAGCCUUCUGUGGAAAGGCGAUUCGUCAUGGCGUCACUCGAGCAGAUGGCGAAAGGCUCGUCUAUGCAUACUUUAUGCGAGAGGGUGUCCAGAACAGGCUAGGCAUUCCGGCGCCCCACUGGAUGCAAGCUUCAUAUUACGCCUCACACAUUGGCAUGUGCACAAGGGACAUCAUGCCAAAGACUGAUGGAGACGAGAACACUAUGCAGGGGAUGGAGACUGUCGAUGGCAGCUUCAUUGGUGGGACAAAGUUGGCGGAGGUGAUGGCGAAAUCUCAAGGUGUAGUUAUCACUGAUGGCAGCAUAUGGUUGGCGGACCUCAAAGUUGGCGGAGAUGGUGGUGAAAUGUGUUCGGUCGAGAAGUUACGCAACAAAAGCAGGCUCGUUGUAGACCUGGAUGACGAGGUUGAGUUUGUGACCAAGGUAGCUAAGCAGACCACUAGGGGAGUACGCUAUGUGGACGUACCUUUGCCCAUGCCCACGGGUUCAAAUGUGCCAUUGCCUUCCAAAAGUCCAUCGAAGGCUCCAGCUUCAGGCUCCUUGUUUAACUUGGAUGAUGGCGACAUCCUGGGCAACAUAGGUGUGCCGAUUCAGCUGGAUCUGGCGGCUCGGAAGACAAAGACCCAGAAUGACUUCAUGAGGGACUGGAUACCCCACUGUGAUGACUAUCUUCAUGCCAUUGUCGAGAUGGAAGCCCCGCCUGAGCCCAGAAACUGUGCGGAAUGCAAGGUUGGCGAGGGAUGGUGGCGAUGCCUGGACUGUAUGGGCAGACCGCUCACCUGUACCGACUGCUGUCGUAAUGGCCAUCAGCGUGCUCCUUUCCAUCGGAUAGAGCAUUGGCAGGGUCAGUAUUUUGAGCCGGCAUCACUGUAUCGGGUUGGCGUCUGCAUCCAUUUGGGGCAUGGCGGAGAUCCCUGCCCUCUGGGCGCCUUCACAGCACAUAACAACCCUGCGCCGGUGGUGGCCCCGGGGUCCGAUUUCUGGAAUGCCUCCAAUGAAGACCUAAAUGCACAUGAUGGCGAGGUCUCAGAUGAUGGCGAGGUCCCAUUCAACUUUGCACCUCUGGCAGGCACCCUUGAUGGUGAAGCAAGGCAAACCGAUGAUGCUCCCGAUCCCACUUGGGAGGAAGAUGUGCCACUGGUGCUCUCCCGGCCACCUCGCCGUGACAGUUACGGGAAUCGGAUCAUAGUCAUUGUCGACAUCUCUGGCGUUCACCAUAUCGGCGUUGACUGGUGCCAGUGUGAGAUGGCAGUGGAGUGUGACAUGCAGCUUCUUCAAAUGGGACUUUACCCUGGUACCGUCGAGGAUCCCCAUACCGCCUUCACAUUCGCUGUCCUCGACGAUUUCCUUCUGGAGAACAAAGAGUGCAAGACGGCGGCAUUGAACUACUACAGCAAGCUCAAACGGGUCACGAGCAAUGCCUUCCCUGGCACCGUUCCUGACCGUUAUCGUGAGCUGAUGCGGGUGUCCCGCCAAUGGCGCCAACUCAAAUAUCGCAAGUGGCAUGGCUUCUCACACGAUGCCCUCCAUCCUGUGGAGAAGGGUGGCCUCGCCAUCUUUUGUCCCGCCUGUCCCCAGCCUGGGCUCAACCUGCCUUUCGAUUGGCAAGCGGAUCCAGUGCAGUGGAAGUUCAAAUGCGGCUUUGUCAUAGAUGGCAAUUUCAGUGCAGAGCACAUGAAGAUGAAGCACCCCGAGGAGGACGUUGCCCUCAGUGACGGCCAGGCAUUCAUGGUCGGCCAAGAGGAUUACAAGGCUCAUCUGGCGGUGGCCAUGGAGUCCCAUCAGCGCUCCACUUGUCAUGAGCACCGUGCUGUCAAUCAGGCCAAUGUGGAUCGCGCCAACCUCGACGCCACAGGAAUCGGGGCCACUGCUUGCACCAGACAUGGUUUCUUCGUCCCUCAUACUGUCAUCAAUUUCCAGAAGGGAGAAAGACAAAUGAAUAUGGAUUACUCUCUCAGCAAUGCGCUCCUGACCCUCACCGGUAUCACCCUCGUCCUCAUCAUGUACGACAUCAUGUGCCAGUAUGGCGUCCAUGUCCGCAAACGUUUCCGCCACAGCGCCUAUCUGAGGAUGCCCUUCGAGCUCAAGAUAGACCAAGGCAUCGGCUUGUUUCAUGUGCACGGACACCAAGAUUGCUGCUUCCAACGGUUCUCGCCCAACUUUAUAGUUGGCGCUGGUAUGGUCGAUGGCGAGGUCAUCGAGACCCUGUGGGCGCCCACAAAUGAGGUCUCAGGCAGUACCAGGGGCAUGACCCAAGCUCACUGCCAAGAAGUCCUUGACGAUCACAUGAAUGACUCCAACUGGAAGAAGACGACUCGCAUGGUGCCAACCUUGAUGACAAAGUGGAAACGCGUGCUCCUGGGCUUCCCAAGAAGCAAGGAGUCCUUUGAAGCUUUAUCUGCAUCCACAGAUGAGGAGGUCCUUGAGGCAUGGCAGAAGGAGUACGACGACGCUAUGGAGGCUCGCCAAAAUGAUCCGAAGAUUAUGGACACCUUCGAUGUCCAGCUCAGGAAGGCCCCGGGUAAAGACCUCACCCAACUCAGACUGGCGGGCGAGGAGUCCGCCAAGGGCUUGGAGAAGGGCACCGCCGGAUGGUUGUCGACUGGCCUCAGAAUUCAAGAAGCACAGCUUAAGCUUGCGAAUGAUAUCCGCAAGGCGGGUCAAAAUCCGAGCGUGGUGGAGGACCUCAAGACUCUCGAGCGCCGUCAGCGCCUCGAAGUCAGCAUUCUCACAUUCCAACGUUGCUCUGAGAAGUUCAUGGGAAGGUUGGAGGACGUUCCCGCCAUGGAAGAUCGUGACGAUGGUGCGCUCUGGGAUUCCUUGGAUGAGAAUCCUUUUCAAAUACACCCAGAGGACGCUGAGUAUGGCGAGGAUGCGAUUCCACCCGAGCAAGCUUCCUUGAAUUUACCUUCGCAGAUCGGAUUCGUGGCCGCCGUCGCCAACGGGCUCCAGACCCUGGCGGCCCAAGAGUUGGAGUUGCGCAAAGGCCUGAUGAAUGACAUCCUCCACGAGCUUCGCAUGGCGCUUGGACUGAAGUCUUACCUCUACUGCAAGAGGUCUUCAACAUCAGAUGCGCGCCCCUGCCUGUUCUCCAGAGGGAGGUUGCAGUUGGAAGUCUACACUUGGAGGAUCCAAGAAGCUGUUCUGGCACUGGAGCCUGACCCAGAUCACUUCACCAAGGUCCGUUGGGAGGAAGGCUUGCGCCGGGAGAUGUUCGCCGUCAGGGGUAUCUGUGGCGACCUCGCGUUGGCGGGUCAUGCUGACCAUAUUGACCAUGGCGGAGUUAUCGCCAGUGUCCUCACCGUCUGCACUUUCAAUCGCGAAGUUCUGCGCCCCAUCAGCAUUGACGUCAAGGCGAUUCCACGCCCCACCACCCUCGUUCCUCGUCCUAAGAACCUACUCGAGGAUUCACCCGACUACUGGUGGAAAUGGGAUCGUCAGGUUGGGCCGGUGGGGAGCCCUAUGGAGGCCUGGUGGUACAAACUUGGUGAUCCCUGGGAGAAGGUGUACACCGUCUCCGAGUCUACACUGGUGCAGCUUGAACAGCUGCAUGUUCGCAUCGCGAACCUCACUAGUUGGUUGCACGAGAGGACAGAUCAGAACCUGGAUGUGGUGCUGGAAGAGCUGCAGGAGGCGACGCGGCAGCUGCCCCCAGUGGCGGUGGGCCGAUCGCUCAGAAAUACUCCUAUGGCGACCGAUGGGCCGACGUCCGCUGGCUGUCCAGUUCAUGACAAUGUCAGGGACUCCCCACCACCACCCAGGACCAAUGCUCCACCGGAUGAUUGGACACCAUACGAUAAUCGGGUCGAGUUCGAGACUGCCGAAUUCCUAUUCAAAUGGGACCAAAUGUCCCAAUCAAAAGUCAACGCUCUCAUGGAUUUGUGGGCGGCGUCCCUUCUCCCGUUCGGUGGAGAACCACCAUUUGCCGACUACGCGGAUAUGUAUAAUGUAAUUGAUGCGACAGAACUCGAAGGAGUGCCAUGGCGGUCCUUUACUGCAGCCUACACUGGUGCCUUACCUGUUCACGACACAUCGUCAUGGAUGUCAACGACGUAUGACGUUUGGUUUAGAGAUCCCCGCCUGGUCAUCAAGAACAUGCUUGCAAAUCCCGACUUCAGCCAUGAAUUUAACGCUGCCCCAUAUUGUGAAUUUGACAGCUCAGGAAAGCGUCAAUACACCAAUGUAAUGUCAGGACAGUGGGCCUGGAGGCAAGCUGACAUCAUUAGCAAGGAUGAGGCUACGCACGGAUCCAUGUUUAUUCCGGUGAUCCUAGGCAGUGACAAAACAACUGUUUCUGUCGCAACGGGGCAGAAUGAAUAUUAUCCGCUCUACCUCUCCAUCGGCAACAUCUUCAACAAUGUCCAAUGUGCCCACAGGGAUGGGCUGAUGGUGGAUGGUGUCCGGUGCUUGAAGCAUAGGAAGAAUCUCGACAGUGAAGACCCAGGUUUGCGACGUGCGCGCAAACACACAGAAGAGCUAAUCAGAACGUUUGAUCCGGGCAUAUUGUGGGAUGAAUACGGCCUUGUCAGCGAUGUCAUUCCAUUCACUGCAAACUUCCCCCGUGCAGAUAUCCAUGAAUUGCUAUCGGGUGACCUCCUGCAUCAAGUCAUUAAGGGAACUUUCAAAGACCAUCUGGUGACCUGGAUUGGUGAGUAUCUGUUUCUUACGCAUGGCAAGGAGUGCGGAAAAGAGUAUCUCGACGAGAUUGACCACAGAAUAGCUGCAGUCCCGUCAUUUCCUGGUCUGCACCGGUUUCCGAAGGGCCGUGAUUUCAAGCAGUGGACUGGAGAUGACUCCAAGGCGCUCAUGAAGGUCUACUUACCUGCGAUCUCUGGUCUGGUGCCUCCGGAUAUGGUGCGCGCAAUCAGCGCCUUCCUCGAGUUCUGCUACCUUGUUCGCUGUUCUGUUCACGACACAAUUCAACAAGUACAGCGUGCCCUUGACAGGUUUCAUCACUUCCGAGUCAUCUUUCAAGAGUCUGGUGUUCGAGAAGACGGAUUCUCUUUGCCUCGACAACACUCACUGGAUCACUAUCCAAGGCAUAUUGAGAACUAUGGUGCUCCAAAUGGGCUCUGCUCUUCGAUCACUGAGGCGAAGCACAUCAAGGCUGUUAAGCAACCGUGGCGCCAUUCAAGUCGCUAUGAGGCACUCAGUCAGAUGCUGUUGACCAAUCAGCGUCUGGACAAGCUGGGUGCUUCGCGCGCUGACUUUGCGGCCCGAGGGAUGCUUGAGGGGAGCUGUCUUUCUGACGUGCUGCUGUCCUUGCAGAAGCUCGAGACAAUUGAUGAGGUUGACGAGGCUAAUGAGGAAGGUUCCCGUUCUGCGGACAAUGACGAGGAUAGUGACAGAGAAGAAGAAAUGAACGGUAAUGGUGUUGUUGAAGGGCCUCGGGUACUUGCUUCAGUGACUAUGGCACGCCGAUCUCAGCAUGGAUACCCGCACACCAUCGUGGAGUUAGGGGCUCAUGUCGAUCAUCCACACCUCCCCAACCUCGUUAGACAAUUCCUUCAAGACCAGCUUCAUCUGGAGAUGCCCUCGCAAUGCGAUAGCCCCCGACUCCCAUCGCUCCUCUCCACUGCGCACCUCCGCGUACGAGUGUUUCAUUCUGUUGUUGCUACCUUCUAUGCACCAAGCGAUCUCUCGGGUGUUGGUGGGAUGCAUCGUGAACGGAUUCGUGCAACGCCUUCAUGGAAAUCAGGUCCGGCCCGUCAUGAUUGCCUUUUUGCCGACAAGGACCCAUCGCAGGACGGGAUGAGAGGUCUGCACGUUGCACGUGCCCGACUAUUCUUCUCAUUCAAAUGGCAGGCGAAAGAGUGGCCAUGCGCCCUCGUUGAAUGGUUCUCACCUGUUGGGGAUGAACCGGAUGAUGAAACCGGCAUGUGGAUUGUCACACCUGAUUUUGACACUGACUGUCGCCGAUCUGCUGCUGUCGUUCAUCUCGACUGCAUAGUCCGCGGAGCCCAUCUGAUUGGAGUCGCGGGGGAGCACUUUCUCCCUGAUGGCUUGGAAUUCACAGACUCGUUGGACGCUUUCGAGGCCUUCUAUGUGAACAAGUAUGCAGAUCAUCAUGCUCACGAGAUAGCGUUCUAG